AAGCUGUGCUGGUCCUAGGGGAAGGGAAGGGACAGGGGUCCCCGGAGAAGAAGAAGGAGAUCCACCCCAGCCCCGCGAAGCCAUUACCUUUUUCCUGAGAACAUCGGCCCGAGAAUCACCUAGGAGAGAAGAUGAGGUCAUUUGGGGGCCCGCCCUGCGCGGAUGCCGGGGCACAGGCUAUCACCACGACCCCCUCAUCCCCAGUCACGCGCAGGGCUGACCCCCGCACCUGGAUCUGCCCCCGGGUCUUGCUGGGGGAGCCGGGCAGCACGGUGGGCAGGUUAAUGCAACUCAUGGCGCCUCCGGGAAGUUCACGGAUCCAAGGGUUCUCCACCGCGGUCCCGCAGCCAAGCGAGGCGGGGCUCUGGCAGUAUAAAGAAGCGACACGCACGUCGGCUCUAGACACCGCGAUGGCUAUCUCAGAUGUGGGUCUCCCAGGCGAGGUUCCUUGGAAGAAGAUGUCUGCAGAGGAGCUGGAGAAUCAGUACCGUCCCAGCCAAUGGGUUGUCCGACUGGGAGCAGAGGAAGCCUUGAGGACCUACUCACAGAUAGGAAUUGAAGCCACCAGGAGGGCCCGGGCCACCAGGAAGAGCCUGCUGCAUGUCCCCUAUGGAGACGGCGAAGGGGAGAAAGUGGACAUUUACUUCCCUGACAAGGCAGCUGAAGCUUUGCCUUUCUUCCUGUUCUUUCACGGAGGAUACUGGCAGAGUGGAAGUAAGGACGAGUCUGCCUUCAUGGUCGACCCGCUGACGGCACAGGGAGUGGCCGUGGUAAUAGUGGCUUAUGACAUCGCCCCCAAAGGCACCCUGGACCAGAUGGUAGACCAGGUGACCCGCAGCGUUGCGUUUGUCCAGACGCGGUAUCCAAGCAAUGGGGGAAUUUACCUAUGUGGACAUUCAGCCGGGGCCCACCUGGCCGCCAUGAUGCUCCUUGCCAACUGGACCAAGCAUGGGGUCACGCCCAACCUCAAAGGGUUUUUCCUCGUGAGUGGGGUCUUUGACCUGGAGCCCAUCAUGUAUACUUCACAGAACAUCGCUCUGCAGCUGACCCUGGAGGACGCUCAGAGGAACAGCCCCCAGCUGAAGGUGGCCCAGGCGCAGCCGGUGGACCCCAUCUGCCGUGUGCUGGUGGUCGUGGGCCAGUUCGACUCCCCCGAAUUUCACCGACAGUCCUGGGAGUUUUACCAGACCCUGUGUCAAGGAGAGUGGAAAGCCUCGUUUGAACAGCUCCAUGAUGUGGACCACUUUGAAAUCGUUGAGAAUCUGACCCAGAAGGACAACGUGCUCACCCAGAUUAUCUUGAAAACGAUCUUCCAGUAGUUCUGACAACACCUGGAGCCUGGUCCAAGUGCACCCCACCUUGGGAAGCCUCUCCAAAGAGCUUUCGGAGCUGAAGCUGCCAGCUUCAAUUUUCCCCAGCACCCAGGAGAGCCUUGCUGUGUCUGCCUGCCCGGCAAGAGUCCAUUCUCACUGCUGGGAUACUUGUGAAAAUCUCCAGGUCCUCCCUCUUCCCAGCCCGGAUGGAGCUUCAGGGAGGCUCCAGGGAACGUCCACGAGUCAAUGCUCAGAGAUGCCGGGAGCCACCUGUAAGCCUCAUCUGGCCCCUCUAUCUGCUGACAGAACAUGACAAAGAUGACUUACCUCUAGCGUUUUUGUAUGACCCACCAGCUAAGAAUGGCAUCACUUUUUUUUUUUUUUGGAGAUGGAGUCUCACUCUGUCACCCAGCCUGGAGUGCAGUGGUGUGAUCUCGGCUCACUGCAACCUCCACCUCCCAGGUUCAAGCAAUUCUCCUGCCUCAGCCUCCCGAACAGCUGGGACUACAGGCGCCUGCCACCGCGCCCAGCCAGAAUGGCAUUAUAUUUUUAGAAGGUUCAUAAAGAAGCACAAAAAAUAUUAUUUCAUAACAUGUAGAAAUUACAUAAAACUUAAAUUUCCAUGUUGAUAAAUAAAGUUGUAUUGGGACACGGCCCUGUUCGUUCAUUUACGUAUUGACUAGGGCAGCUUUCCAGCUACAGGGCAGAGCGGAGUGGUGGUGACAGUGACCUCCUGGCCCGUACUGCCUGAGGCAUUUCCUAUCUGGCCCUUUUCAGGAAAAGUUUGCGGACCCCUGGGUAAGGGCUUCCCCAAGCCAGCUACCCUCCGCCUUCUGCUUCAGUCUCCUGUCUGCCCUGUCCUCCGUCUCCCUGACAUUUGGGUCUGUCCCUGAAUGCCCCAGGGUCUCAGCGUUGGGACCAACACCUUGACCUUGAUGGGACAAUGCUACCCACAUGUAGGACAAGCGUCUGCUGCACCCCAAGAAUGGUGUGCAUGUCCCAAGAAGCCAGCUACAUCCAUCCACCACCCACCCCACCACACCGCCUCUUUCUCUCACACUGAAUAGCAUUCAAGAAUUUCCACUGUGGGCCGGGCACGGUGGCUCAUGCCUGUAAUCCCAGCACUUUCGGAGGCCAAGGUGGGCGAAUCACCUGAGGUCAGGAGUUCAAGACCAGCCUGGCCAACAUGGCAAAACCCUGUCUCUACUAAAAAUACAAAAAUUAGCCAGGUGUGGUGGUGCACACCUGUAAUCCUAGAUACUUGGGAGGCUGAGGCAGGAGAAUCACUUGAAUCCAGGAGGCGGAGGUUGCAGUGAGCUGAGACUGUGCCCCUGCACCCCAGCCUGGGUGACAGAGCCAGACUCCAUCUCAAAGAAAAAAAAAAAAAAAACAAUUUCUACUGUGUGUGUGCAGCAAGCCAUCAUGACACACAUUUACCUGUGUAACAAACCUGCACAUCCUACACAUAUACCCUGGAACUUAAAGUAAAAGUUGGGGGGAAAAAAUAGAAUUUCCACUGUGACGUUAUUGAGUAUAGCAAAAACACAAGAAACAGCCUAGUGUUCAUUAGGGCAUAAACGCAUUCAAGCAGCAUCAAACCCUGCAGCCAUUACAAAGAGAUCUAUGUUGACCACGUGGAAUAUCUCCAAGAGCCACAAUAGCCUCUCUUAUCCACGGGAUUCACUCCAAGACCUUCUGAAACCAUGGAUAAUACUGAACCCUGUGUACACUAUGUUCUUUCCUGUAUAUACAUACCUAUGAUAAAGUUUAAUUUAUAAACUGGCAAA
This is a messenger RNA of Macaca mulatta (Rhesus monkey), 3100 nucleotides long. It is a transcript of the gene AFMID, whose product is annotated as arylformamidase. The record is from RefSeq and is a predicted model, not a curated record. NCBI's taxonomy places the organism in Eukaryota, Metazoa, Chordata, Mammalia, Primates, Cercopithecidae. Gene Ontology annotation, molecular function: arylformamidase activity.